Molecule: messenger RNA, 1035 nt
Organism: Entamoeba invadens IP1
Lineage: Eukaryota; Evosea; Mastigamoebida; Endamoebidae
Exons: 1
Coding region: 1-1035 (344 amino acids)
Source: RefSeq, a predicted model, not a curated record
AUGAAUUAUGAAAUGGUGUUAUGUGCAUGUUUGUUGAUUUCAUCAAUGCUCAAUUGCAUUUUUGCGGUUGUGAUAGCAGUUCUCGUGUAUCACAUCAUUGAAACCCAAAAACUAAUCAAGAACACAAAUCAAGAAGAAGUCAUUCAACCGUCAGGAUUAUUUUAUUCAAAUGAAAAGGAAGUUCAACUUUUACAAUCCGAAAAAGAAUACCAGAAGGUUGAAGAUAAAUUGAUUGUAACACCAAUAAUUGAGACGGCAAAAAGUUCCUUAUCACAAGUUACUCUGCAAGAAAUGGGAAGGACGCUCGAAGAUAAGUUAAUUGAUGAAAGAGACGGAAAUAUGACAACAAAUGAAAAGUUUUCAGAAACCAAAUGGGAGAAAGAAGCUAUAAAAGAAGAAGAUGUUUUAUCAAAGAAUAAAAAUGAAACAAAAAACCAUUUAAAGAAACCCCGUGGUGAAGUAAAAGAACAAUAUGAUGAUCAAACAUGUUUAAUGAGUAAAGAGAUUGACGAUAGUGGAAAUGUUUUGGAAGGUUCAAAGUUGUUGGUUAUUGAUCAAACUCUGGAAAAGGAGAUAAAAGAAAAACAAGAAGAAAGGACUGAAAAUAAAGUUAAAAUAGAUAAAGGUGUCAAUGGAAAGUUGUAUAACAAAGAAUAUAUUCCAGUUGACCAACCAACAACAGACAGUGAAUACUUAGAAGAAGAACUAGAAGAAGUUGAAUUGCCAAAGGAGUAUUAUAUUGAAGAAUGGAAUAGAAUGGUAGAUGCAAUGAAAGGAACAUGUGGUAUCUCUCAUUAUAACAUUGAUAUUGAAAUGCCUGAAAUAUGUUCUGAAGAUAGAGAGAGGAACAGAUUAUUAAAAGAAACACUUGAAAACAUUGAAGAAGAUGAUAAUAAAUUAAAGGAAAAGGCAUACUGUGAGACUGGAAAAAAGUUGGAAGUAGAAAAAACAAAAAGAAGACACAAAAAGACAAAAUACAACAACCAGAAAGGUGUCAUUAUAGAUGAUCAGAAAAAACCAAAGAGGACUAUAUGA